This is a messenger RNA of Humulus lupulus (European hop), 2288 nucleotides long. Its product is annotated as indole-3-acetic acid-amido synthetase GH3.6. The transcript has 3 exons. Gene Ontology annotation, cellular component: cytoplasm. The coding region runs from base 134 to 1999 and encodes 621 amino acids. Gene Ontology annotation, molecular function: indole-3-acetic acid amido synthetase activity. Lineage: Eukaryota; Viridiplantae; Streptophyta; Magnoliopsida; Rosales; Cannabaceae. The record is from RefSeq and is a predicted model, not a curated record.
ACCUAAACCAUCUCCUCUCUUAUUUUUGUAGCAUAUCUUUCUCUUUCUCACACACACUUCAAACCCAUCACUCUCUCUCUCUCUCGCUCUUAAAAAACAAGCAAGAGAGAACAACCCCACCCCAAAAAGAACCAUGCCUGAAGCUCCAAACAAUUUGUCAAAACAAAGAGACGAGUACUACAACCUCGAAGAGAAGAACACCAAGGCCCUCGAGUUUAUCGAAGAUGUCACUUCAAACGCUGAUGAAGUGCAAAAGCGUGUCCUCGCUGAAAUUCUCUCUCGCAAUGCCCAUGUCGAGUACUUGAGGCGUCAUGGCCUUAAUGGCCGCACUGACCGUGAGACCUUCAAAAAGGUCAUCCCCGUCAUUACCUAUGAGGACAUCCAACCUGAUAUCAAUCGUAUAGCCAAUGGUGAUACCUCACCAAUCCUCUGUUCCAAGCCCAUUUCAGAGUUCUUGACAAGCUCUGGCACAUCAGGUGGAGAGAGAAAAUUGAUGCCAACAAUUGAGGAAGAAAUGGGAAGAAGGUCACUGCUUUAUAGCCUGUUAAUGCCUGUACUAAGCCAAUACAUCCGUAACUUAGAAAAAGGCAAAGGAAUGUACUUUUUGUUCAUAAAAUCCGAAUCCAAGACUCCCGGGGGCCUGGUGGCUCGACCCGUCCUAACCAGCUACUACAAAAGUAGCCAUUUCACUGAGAGACCAUACGACCCUUACACCAACUACACAAGCCCAAACGAAACCAUUCUCUGCUCUGACUCUUACCAAAGCAUGUACUCCCAACUCCUCUGUGGGCUCUGCCAAAACGAGGAGGUCGUUCGGGUUGGGGCGGUGUUCGCCUCAGGUUUCAUAAGGGCCAUCCGGUUCUUGGAGAAGCAUUGGCCGGUUGUCUGCGAUGACAUCCGAACAGGGACACUGAACCCACAAAUCACUGACCCCACGGUCCGUGAAGCCGUGGGAAGAAUCCUCAACCGGCCAGACCCAAAACUGGCGGAUUUCAUUGAAACGGAGUGUCGUAAGGAGUCGUGGGAAGGGAUUAUAACUAGGCUAUGGCCCAACACCAAGUAUGUGGAUGUUAUUGUGACUGGGACCAUGUCACAGUACAUCCCAACGCUUGAUUACUACAGCAAUGAGCUCCCUCUGGUCUGCACUAUGUACGCUUCUUCAGAGUGCUACUUUGGUGUCAAUCUUAACCCACUUAGCAAGCCCAUCGAUGUUUCCUACACCUUAAUUCCAACCAUGGCCUACUUUGAAUUCCUGCCGGUCCAUAGGAACAAUUUUAAUGGGGUCACCACUAACUCUCUCCCUGUGGCUAAAUCCCAGCUCACUGAGAAAGAACAGCUUGAACUCGUGGAUCUUGUUGACGUCAAACUUGGCCAAGAAUAUGAACUAGUUGUCACCACUUAUGCAGGACUUUAUCGGUACAGAGUUGGUGAUGUGCUCAAAGUGGCUGGUUUUAAGAACAAGGCACCUCAAUUUAACUUCAUAUGUAGAAAGAAUGUCGUUUUGAGCAUUGACUCGGACAAGACCGAUGAGGUUGAGCUUCAAAAUGCGGUUAAGAACGCGGUGAACCAUUUGGUGCCGUUUGUCGCAACUGUGUCUGAGUACACUAGCUAUGCUGACACGACAACAAUUCCAGGUCACUACGUGCUCUUUUGGGAACUUAGUCUAAAAGGCUCAACCUCUAUUCCUCCUUCGGUUUUUGAAGACUGUUGUUUUACUAUUGAGGAGUCUCUCAAUAGUGUUUACCGCCAAGGUCGUGCCUCAGACAAGUCAAUUGGUCCUCUAGAGAUUAAGAUCGUUGAGCCUGGUACUUUUGAUAAGCUCAUGGAUUAUGCUAUAAGUUUAGGGGCUUCCAUUAAUCAGUACAAGACACCCCGUUGUGUUAAGUUUGCACCCAUUGUUGAGCUGUUGAACUCGAGGGUGGUCUCCCAAUAUUUUAGCCCCAAGUGCCCAAAAUGGGUGGCGGGACACAAACAAUGGUGCAAUAGCCAUGAUCAAUGAAAACUUUGGGGGCCAAAUACCAAUGCUAGGCUCUUCAUGUAGUAGUAGCUCAAUCGCUCGGUCCUUUCAUGGAGAUGUACAAGAACUGUUUUUGUGGUCUUUCUCUUUCUAGGGACAAAAAAAAAAGUUAAUUAUUACCCUUAUUCUAGGUUAACACCAUGUUUAAUUUUAUGUUUACUUUCUUUUUAAAUUUUUUUAGUUGUUUGUUUAAUAUGCAUAGAGACUUUGAAUUAGUCCAUGUACAAAAACAGUUCCACUUUCAUGGAAGCUUAAUCUUCUUUUUGCACUA